Aureobasidium pullulans EXF-150 is the source of this 1059-nucleotide messenger RNA. Its product is annotated as 26S proteasome regulatory subunit rpn-8. The record is from RefSeq and is a predicted model, not a curated record. Gene Ontology annotation, molecular function: metallopeptidase activity; protein binding. Gene Ontology annotation, biological process: proteasome-mediated ubiquitin-dependent protein catabolic process. Gene Ontology annotation, cellular component: proteasome regulatory particle; proteasome complex. Lineage: Eukaryota; Fungi; Ascomycota; Dothideomycetes; Dothideales; Saccotheciaceae. The annotation marks the transcript as partial. The transcript has 3 exons.
AUGCCGUCAACCACCGCAGAAACGCUCUCGCUUGUCAACAGGAACGUGUCGGUAGCGCCGUUAGUGCUACUCUCGGCCACAGAUCACUAUGCUCGUUCAGCAAAGGGCACACGCAAGAGAGUCGUCGGUGUGCUGCUGGGCCAGAAUGAUGGAAAGAACGUGAGAGUGUCAAACAGUUUUGCUGUGCCAUUUGAGGAGGAUGAGAAGGACCCGUCCGUAUGGUUCCUCGACCACAACUACAUCGAAUCAAUGAACGACAUGUUCAAGAAAGUCAACGCUCGCGAGAAGUUGAUUGGAUGGUACCACACCGGCCCCAAGUUGCGCGCCUCAGACCUGGAGAUCAACGAGCUGUUCAAGCGCUACACACCCAACCCCCUUCUUGUCAUCAUUGACGUCCAGCCCAAGGAUGUCGGUGUGCCGACCGAUGCCUACUUUGCUGUUGACGAGAUCAAAGACGACGGAACCACAACCGCAAAGACCUUCGUCCACACACCCUCGACCAUCGAAGCCGAAGAAGCAGAAGAGAUUGGAGUUGAGCACUUGCUACGUGAUAUCCGCGACGUUGCUGUCGGCACUCUCUCGACUCGUGUGACAUCGCAAUUGCAGUCGCUGCAAGGUCUGCAUCACCGUCUGCAAGACAUCGGUCGAUACCUCGACAAAGUGGUCGAUGAAGAACUCUCCGUCAACCACGCAAUUCUCGGCAACCUCCAGGACGUCUUCAACCUGUUGCCCAACCUCUCCACACCCAAGACCGCAGGCGCCAUUGGUCUCGCUGGCCCACAAGCAGCUGGCGAUUCUGAGCUUGCUCGUGCCAUGAGCAUCAAGACCAAUGACCAGCUCAUGUCUAUCUACCUCGGCAGUUUGAUCCGUGCCAUCACCGCCUUCCACGACCUUAUCGAGAACAAGGUUCAAAACAAGCAGCAGGCCGACGAUAAGGAGCUGAAGAAGGAGGAGGACAAGACGAAAGAGACCAUCAAGAAGACUGAGAACCUCAUGUUGAACGGCGAUGCACCGGCCGAGCAGCAAGGAAAGGAUGACAAGUCCAAGGACGAGAAGAAG